Marchantia polymorpha subsp. ruderalis is the source of this 1814-nucleotide messenger RNA. The record is from the annotation of a GenBank genome assembly. Lineage: Eukaryota; Viridiplantae; Streptophyta; Marchantiopsida; Marchantiales; Marchantiaceae.
UUGUGAGAUCGAGAGAUGGGGAGAAUCAGAGGCACCUUUUCGAGAAUCGGUCAUCAACCUUGUCUCCUCGAAUCAUGGUCGAGCACCACGACACAGUGAGAAAGGAUUCAGUGUGAAGAAACCCUGGAACAAAAGUAUCUGGGGCAAUGCAAAUCUCGAGCGUCAAACCCACAUCGUAGGACGUCGAGGAUCGACCUCGAUGCGAAAGGUGUCGCAGUUCCCUGGAACUAUGAAAAGUUUCCCGUCGUGAUGAUGAUGAUGAAUUCAUCUUUUUUUUGGUUGCCUUUUCGUCGUCCUCUCCCUAUGCAGAGGUAACCCUCGUCCCAAGAUAUCCGGAGCCCGCUCGCUCGUUCCACAAGUGUUUAAAACAUUUUCGUGCCUGUGGAGCUCACUGACUCGGUCAGACUGUUGGCCUAUCGACUAGGGACCCGUCAUCAUCAUGGACCAUGGACCGCAAGCUCUGAAAUCAGAGCAUUUCACCUUCCUCACGGAACUGUGCGCGACUCGUCAGUGGGCAGAACAGUGCGUGGAAAAGAAGAUCUGAACGCGAUCCUCCAACAAACCUGGAGUAUUGUAAGAGUAUUAUAUUAUAUAGUAACAUUCACUCGCGCCCUAAAAUACACUCCCACAAAGCUGGAACUGCAUAUUCCCUCGGCCCAGAGUGGACUUUGUGGUGGACUUUGCGACAUGAUAUUCUAUCCGGUUCGAAUCCCCAGGACAUGGCCAUGGCUGUGUGCAAGAUGCACAGAUGCAACCGGGAGUAUGAAUUUAUACAGUGCCCUUGAGGCCACACGAGCUCUGUUCAUUCGAGGAAUCCCUCGGUUUGCAGUGCUGGGAGUUGGGCUCAGAGCAACUGCAGACAGGAAAGGUACGAGUACAGAAGCUCGAUGGUGUCGAGCGAUGGGUUUGCGUGUCGAGCCCGGAUCAUGGUUAAGGGAUGAGGGUGGCCCUGGCCUGGAGGAAUCGGAAUCGGAGCUGCGCUUUUCGCCACAUCGCAUUUCUGCUGUCCCUACAUUCUCCCCGAGAGACCCACGGCCGCAGGCAAAGGGGCAGAUCGGCCUGUGCGAGGCUAAGAAUGCCACGCUUGCUCUCGAAACUAGCCGGAAACCGACCUCUCUCCUCUCCUCGCUAGCAAUCAUGUGUCGUUACAAACUGUUCCCGCGAUUCUGUGUCGAAAUGCGCCCCUGCUCCUCUUCUCUAUUCACAGUCGUUGGUGUUGUUGUUGUUGACGAUCGCAGAUUUUGUUCUUUUGGAAAGUAGUUGCAAUCUUCGAGCCCACUGUUCCACUGGCGUCGUGUCCAGCAUCUUCUUCUCCUUCUCUUCUCUUCUCUUCUCCUUGUUCUUCAUUUACUCACAGCGCCCUUCCGUGGGCCAGUCACCAGCUGGGUCGACCACCAGGGCGCAUCUGUAAUCCAGAAGGACGAUCCUCUUGGCGUCGGUGAUACCGUCACUGCUGCUUGGCAGACGCCCUGCAACAGUCCCGCUGUAAUCUUCGAAUUCUUUACCAUUCGCAACUGGCCGGCCCCCAGAGCGAGCCUACCAGCUCAAGCUAAGCGUGACAGAAUCCCACAUACUACCUUCUCAGCUGACCCAGCUUGAACCUGCAACCGAUCGCCGCUUCCAGCCUUUAUCUCGAGUCAUUAAGAUCUGGCCAUCCAAAGACGACGAGCCAAUUUGGCUUCUGAUUAAUUGAACAAUCCUCCAGAUUUCCUACAGAGUUGGCCAAGCUUGAACCAUCAAUGAUCAGCUCUAGUCUUUAUCUCGAGUCAAUAGUAUCUGAUAUUCCAAGGAAGACGAGCCAAUUUUGCUUCUAA